UGAUGAUCAUAUUUCAAGCAUGUCAAAUAGCUGACCAGAGCGAGUUGCUACUCACACCUUUGUUACCCAUUCAUAUUCUCUACUCACAGCAUGGCGAGUGCCACCUCUGGGCCGAUUGAGCUGCUCGAGGCAAACUUCAUAUCGAAUUGUGCCUCUGCAUCCGGAGCAGCCCUCAUAUUCUACGAACAUAUUACUACAUUCAAUCAAGAGGUUAAAUUCUUUUGGGGCAAAAAGUCAUUCCCAGCAGUCCUCUUCUUCGUCAAUCGACUGCUGGCUCUCGUCUAUGGCGCUGUAUACGUAUCAGCGUUAACGAAUAUCUACUCACAAACUGUACCUGUGAAGUAGUACAAAAUGUACUUGACAGUUUCAUACUCGCAAUUGGGGCAGUGUCCGAAGUGGUCACAUUAUUACGAGUAUACGCAGUGACCGAACGUAGCUGGCGUGUUAC
This is a messenger RNA of Laetiporus sulphureus 93-53, 448 nucleotides long. RefSeq lists its product as uncharacterized. Lineage: Eukaryota; Fungi; Basidiomycota; Agaricomycetes; Polyporales; Laetiporaceae. The record is from RefSeq and is a predicted model, not a curated record. Bases 91 to 345 code for a protein of 84 amino acids. The transcript has 5 exons.